UCAGGUUGCGCACCGGGUGGUACUGGAAAUAUUUACAACUGUAAAGAGAGAACUUCCAGACUGCGAUGAUUCCCCAGCACAUAAUUUGUACAUUGCGCAGUGGUGUGAGGUGCUGGCGAUAUCGAAGUGUUUUGGUAACGGCUUUACGGCUCGAGGCCUUGGACUUUCGAAGCGGGCGCUGUCGGUCUACCUCGGCGCCUGGCACUGUCAGAUCCAUGGAGGAAAUACUGACGAGGGUUGUGGUACGGUUACCUACAUACGAGAUGAGAGAGAAGUCCCCUCCUCCCCCUGAAUCGUACAGUGUGGAAUUCAUGCAUUUCUACAGAAGCCUUGAAAAGGAAGAGAAGUCACAAUUACUGGCAAAGCUGUCAGAAGAUUUUGGUGUGGACCACAAAGGAGUUUCAGAGCUAGCAGGGAUGCUGCUCGACACUCAGUUAAGGGACUUGGCUACAAUAUUGCAAGUAGAGGACAGGUUACGAUACAGUCUGACUCCGCGCUAUAAACAGUUGCUUAAUCACAUAAGCAGGGUUGAGGGGGGAGUGAAGUUUCUGGUGGACCUACGUGCCGAUCUGCUUGAAAUAAUCUCAUCUAAAGGAAGUGACAGUCCUCAUAUUCGGGACCUGAAUGGCACUCUGAAGAGUCUGCUGUCGGAGUGGUUCUCUGUGGGUCUGCUGCGUCUGGAGAGGAUCACCUGGCAGUCCCCCUGCGAGAUACUGCAGAAGAUCAGCCAGUACGAGGCUGUCCACCCUGUGAGGAACUGGACAGAUAUAAAACGUAGGGUGGGGCCGUACCGUCGCUGCUAUGCCUUCACUCACGCUGCCAUGCCAGGGGAACCACUGGUCGUCCUGCAUGUGGCACUCACAGAGGAUAUCUCUGAUAACAUACAAAGUAUCGUGAGAGAGUUGGCUACCCUGGACAUGGAGGAGGAUGUGAACAAGGUCAAUACAGCAGUGUUCUACUCCAUCUCCUCCACCCAGGCUGGCCUACAGGGGGUGGAGCUGGGGAACGUUCUUAUCAAGAGAGUGGUGCGGGAGCUGCAGAGUGAAUUUCCCCACAUGUCCCAGUUCUCCAGCCUGUCUCCCAUCCCGGGCUUCUCCUCCUGGCUACAGGGCCUGCUCAACCAGCACCGGAAGGAGGGCCGCAUGGAGCUGCUAACUGACCGUGAGUGGAGGGAGGUGGCAGAUGUCACAAACACAACCCCUGAUACCAACACCCUGGAUGCCCUGCGUAAGCUGAUCAGCACUGGCGAGUGGACCCGCUCCGAACGCCUGGUCCUAGUCCUUGAGCCCGCACUGAUGCGCCUCUGUGCCUGGUACCUCUACGGAGAGAAGAGGCGCGGCUACACCCUCAACCCUGUGGCCAACUUCCACUUGCAGAACGGCGCCACCAUGUGGAGGCUGAACUGGCAUGCAGACACCAGCCCCCGGGGAGUGGCCAACUCCUGUGGCAUCAUGGUGAACUACAGAUACUUCCUGCAGGAGACCCCUUCCAACAGCGCUGCCUACAUGCACAACAAAGUCAUCACAGCCACAGAGCAGGUGCUGGGCUUGGUCUCACAGUUUCAGAAGAACAGCAAACUCUGAUCUCCAUGGACAUACAUGUACACCCACACACACACUUGGUAUCAAAGAUGCCUGACUUUACGGCUCUGAUCUAAUGUGCCAAAACAAAACACGUUGAAAAACAUUGAGACAAUUUGUGGAACGAUAUUCAUUUAUUUUGUUCUUUUCUUUUUGCAAUCUAGCCCAUGUAGCGCAUGGAUUUUCCUCUCCCUUCCUGGGGUGGGUAUGUGGUGUUAUUAUCUCUGAUAGACUCCCGGUGUUUUAUGGUGUGUGAGACUGCAGCUAAUGAAGCGAGAGACAUUUAUCAGGCCGUGCAAUGUUUCUGCUUGACAAUGUGUGUGAUGCUGUAGCACAGCAAAUAGGCUGCAGAGCUACUGGAAUAAACCAUGUUUUGAUUCUUUCAUUUGGUUGAUCUGUUUAGCUUCAAAGAGGCGUGUGCGUGCGCGUGUGUACGUGCAGAGCCGGGCAGGCUAAAAAGAGAACAGACACCCACAUUGUAUAGAAUUAUGUACAGCAAUACAGUACCAUAUUAUUAUCUCAUUGUCUCGGCCCUGAUUAUCACCCUACAAUCUCUACUAAUCAGUUAAUUACUGAUGAUCAAUUAGGCUAUUCUUUAAUGAGUUGUGCUCGCAAGAGAUUUAACAUUAUGAAUUUAAUUUACAGUAUAUAUAGAGUUGGUCCUUUUCUGCAAAAGGCUAAGUCAUAUUUCACACCAAAAUGUGUUCAGUAGCCAUGGCUGACACCAUAGUCCUUGCAGAGGGUGUUUGAAAAUGUUUGCUACCUGCCACCACUCACUCCCCCUAGAGACACAUAUCUGAUGUACUGCUACACCAAAGUACUGAACCAAGUGGGACUCAUAUCUGCCCCCACUCUAUUGUUUUGAAAGCCUAUAUCACAGCAAGUUGACUGUGAAAUUACAUUUUAUCUCUCAGAGGAGCCAAACUUUUUUUCAGAGCCAGCCACACAGUGUCCCAGAAACUAAUGAAGUGAGAAAUAAAGUUUAAAUAAAUGGAUAGAUUUAUGGUAUUCACUUUAAAGCCGGGAAGGAAAUCAGUGAACAUAAAAGGACACUGUUUAAAGGAUGCCCUUGAGAAAGCAUUCCUCUCGUGAGACAGAUAGGGAGGGUGGACACCUGUGAGGAGUACAAAGUCCAAAGCUGUCACACCAUUCCACAACCAUGGAUGAGAGUUUCCAUGGAAACAACAAUGACAUGUCCCUACCUUUCCACUAAGCAAAUAAAAUAUUUAUUGGAAAAGUUGUCAAAGAACUGGAGCACUGAGACAAGAGAUAUCACAACAUUGCACUUCCACUUUAUGUCAUUAAUUGUCAGACAAGGGAAAAGAGCUAUAGAGCAUGUACAUGUGCUUGAAUUGAUUUGAUGUGUGAAUAAACAUGUCAGUUGUGUUAAUGUAAA
Molecule: messenger RNA, 2976 nt
Organism: Coregonus clupeaformis (lake whitefish)
Lineage: Eukaryota; Metazoa; Chordata; Actinopteri; Salmoniformes; Salmonidae
Product: malonyl-CoA decarboxylase, mitochondrial
Exons: 5
Coding region: 66-1583 (505 amino acids)
Biological process (GO): malonyl-CoA catabolic process; positive regulation of fatty acid oxidation; fatty acid biosynthetic process
Cellular component (GO): peroxisomal matrix; mitochondrial matrix
Molecular function (GO): malonyl-CoA decarboxylase activity
Source: RefSeq, a predicted model, not a curated record